CACGUUUCCGCGGCCUGAGCCAUCGUCUCUUAUGGAUGGUUUCCAGCCACUCAGUUUCGGGAAAGCAUCUUCAUGCGCCGUAAAAGUAACAAGGUAACUACGUCAGCGCUGCUCGUCCAUGUCUUUUGAAAAGCGCGACAUGAGUCUGAACGAGCAUUCACUGCAAGCACUGUCCUGGAGGAAGCUCUACCUGAGCCGGGCUAAAUUGAAGGCUUCUAGCCGGACAUCAGCUCUGCUUUCUGGAUUCGCUAUGGUGGCUAUGGUAGAAGUGCAGCUAGACAACAGCUAUCCUUACCCACCUGCUCUCCUUAUUGCCUUCAGUGCCUGCACCACUGUGCUUGUGGCUGUUCACCUGUUCGCUCUGAUGGUUAGCACCUGCAUUCUGCCCAAUAUAGAGGCUGUCAGCAACGUCCACAACCUCAACUCUGUGAAGGAGUCUCCGCACGAGCGAAUGCACCGGCACAUUGAACUUGCGUGGGCUUUUUCUACUGUUAUUGGUACUUUGCUCUUCCUGGCUGAGGUGGUCCUACUCUGCUGGGUCAAAUUUUUGCCUGUGAAGCCCAACAAGUCCAGCAAUAAUACAGUUUCAUCCGGUGUGGCUGCUGCUAUUACCUCCACCUCUAUUAUGGUCCCCUUUGGUUUAGUCUUCAUAGUCUUUGCUGUGCAUUUCUACCGCUCUUUGGUCAGCCACAAGACUGACAGACAGUUCCAGGAGCUGGAGGAGCUAUCUAAUCUCACCAGGUUACAAAACGAGCUGGACAACAGAGGGGAAUCUUCCAUCUUGCAGUCUCCAAGUUCGCAUUUCCCAUAGACAGCUAUGGUAGAUGCGUAUUGCUGUUGGAACUCUGACUCCUUUGGGUUUCUCCGAGCCAGACGCCACAUUAUUGGCGUCUGAUUUUUUACAGGAAUGAAGAUAUCUCACCUCUUUAUUGUGAAUUUUACUUUUGUGAAAAGUUUUUGGUUUUUUUUAGAAAACAUGUUGUUUUAUCAAUUGUGAACUCACAAAUCUGCCAUAAUGCAUGUAACUUGAAAUUGAGAAGUCUUAACUGUGAUAGUUGCUUGAUUGAUCUCUUACAUUAUGGCAGAGACACCUGAACAGUAACUUGGAAACCUGUCUGUUGCCUGCUGCAUUUAUUUACCUGUUUGUCAGUGAACCCUGCAUUUGUUAAUCAAUAUUACCCUACUGUGUUUUGUGAACCACAAGUAUUUAACUCUUUCCUCUAUAUUCACUGUACACAUGAUUGUAAUUUUCAUUAUUUGUAAUGGCUGCUGUUUGUGUUGACUGACUCAACAGCUGACAAAACAACAGUAUUAUUAGAUUAUAUUUGCUGACAUCUGUAGCACAGACUGUGGUGUUAAAAUAAAAGUUUUUUUACAUAGUGGCA
This is a messenger RNA of Thunnus maccoyii (southern bluefin tuna), 1385 nucleotides long. RefSeq names its product ORAI calcium release-activated calcium modulator 1b (gene orai1b). The transcript is spliced from 3 exons. Gene Ontology annotation, cellular component: membrane. Gene Ontology annotation, biological process: store-operated calcium entry. The record is from RefSeq and is a predicted model, not a curated record. Lineage: Eukaryota; Metazoa; Chordata; Actinopteri; Scombriformes; Scombridae. Gene Ontology annotation, molecular function: store-operated calcium channel activity. The coding region runs from base 119 to 811 and encodes 230 amino acids.